UACUUUGAGUUCACACUUAACUUACAAUGCAAUGUGUCAACAGUACAGGAAGUUGGGGGUAGCUGUGAAAAGGAAGCUACUUGAGCACUAAAGGAAGAAGAAAAGAAAAAAAUCCACGGACAACCAGAUCAGUUCUCCUGCCUAUGCUUUGCUGAAACCCCCAAGACCCCCAAGUGGAUGGAUUCUUGAAGGGUCAUCAGGAGCCACAUAUGAACAGUCAUGUCAGGCAAAAGACCCAAGAAGAGUCAGAGGCUUGGUUCAUCUCGACGAGGCCCUAGAGGUCUUAACAGAAAUAAUGAGGAGAAAGACAAUGAUGAUGGAUUUCCACAGAUUGCAGAAAGUGAAGAUGAGCAGAAGGAAUCUCACUCCACUACCGAUAACCAGUCAGGUGAUACUCCUUUACAAGUUCAAUUUGAUCAUCUGCCAAAUUCAAGCUCUGAUCAGCCAAUUUCCUCCUUGGAAUGUCCUCCACAUGCAAUGUCACAGAGUCACAAAGAUGCAGUUGUGGAGACUGAACUGCCUGAGAGGAAAAGAAAAAUGGGAUCAACUCGCAAGAAAACUGGUGGGUUUAAAGUUGAGAGAAAACUUAAAUGUGAAGCUGAUGAUGAGAUGAGGACCACUGAGGAGCUAUGUGAAGAGCAGUUAGCUCAACCAAUCACAUCAGCCAUAGAAGAAGAUCAGAGUAAUCUUCAUGAGCAAUCAAGGUCAUGGAUUUUGCCUUCUAAUCUAUCCCAACAGACUGAAGGUUAUGGAUUAGGAUUGGAGCUUUGGGCAACUCAUGACAUUGAGGUUAUAGCUUCAAAAAAUAAAGAAAAUGUUGCAAUCCCCCAUCUAGAAAUAUCCUCUCAUAGUCUUACUAAGGAUAUUUCCUCAUAUGAAGUAGAAAGCAAUAUGCCCAUGUAUAUGGGGCAUUCUGUCCACUUAAGUGCCGUCACAUUAACUGAAAGUGGUCUGUUGCUUCAGAAGCAAACCCCAUUAGACAGCACCUCUUCACAAAAAAGAAAAACUGGAUCAACUCGCAGGCCUCAUAGAGGAAAUACAGGUGAAGGAGACAGUGAAAAUAUAGAGGUACAAGAACAUCCAAGUACAGAGAGGGUUGAGAAAGUAGAAGUCCAAGCAAAGUUCAACUUGUCAGGAGAGAUGAUGCAAACAUGGGAUGAUGUGGUAAAAGGGGACAGUCCUACAGACAAAUCUUCUCACACAGAAUCAGCUUUUAUUUCAAAUCAGUCUUUCUUGUCUGAGAAAGCUAAAAAAUCUGAUGUUUCAGCUGGAACUGAAACCAACAAACAAUCAGUUGCUUUUCCUGUUGUUGAUCCAGCAAAGCCACUACCUGAAACACCUAGCUAUGAUGGAACCCCUUUGCUCAAUGAAAAUUUUGAUUCUAAGAUUGGUUCAGAAGCAUUAUCCCCUCCUAAGUCAGAUAACAAUGCACUAAACACAGUUAUCAAAGAAGUAGAAAGUAAUUUAACUGAUUGCAACCACGAUGAACCUGAUAUAAGAAGUGACAAAAAGACAUCUCAAGAGUCUAGAGCUGUAAACACGGGACAGACCAAGAAGGAGGUUCUAAAACAGAAAAAGGAACCAUCUAGAAAUUAUUCAAUGAUUACUUUAUCAUCAAAACAGGAUACAGUAUCUAAGGAACUUGUGUUAAAUGAUAAGGAAUCUUCUUCUGUACCCCGCCAACAUCAUAGUGCUACUACAGAUAAUAACUGUGAUCUUUCUACUGAUGUACUUACGAUAGGAGGAAGUAGAAGUUCUGAUAAGCUUGAGUCUUAUAUUAUCCAUGCUGAACCCACAGCAACAGAUUCCCCACUUGAGAUGAGUGAUACCGGCCCUUACAUCCCCACUUCAGAGUUUGCGAAGAAAGAGACAUUUAUACGAUCAAGCACUUCAGAACAAAAGAGGAAGAAGGUGUCAACUCUGCGCAAAAGAAUGAAGUAUAGCAAAGAAAAUCUACAUGUACAAGCAUCAGAAAAUUUUAUUGAAGGUAUUGAAAUAAACUCAGAGACAUGGCAGGAAAAGACAUGGCCAAAGGAAAUGGAGGAAAAUUCUGCCUCUGAGAGAGAUGUAAGUGAGUCAUCUCUUUAUUCUGCAAACAAUAAAAUGGUAAAUUUGUCAUCUGGAACAGUGCAUUUACAUGAUAGCAAUUUAAACUUUAAUAAUCAGUUUCCAGAGGGCAGUCAAUUCUCUUGUGAUGCCAAGGCCAAAGCUAUGGUUUGUUCUCAAUCACCUGAGUCUAAGAUUAACAAUGAAGCAUUACAUGCACAUAUUGGCAGCACUGUUGAAGAAGGUCAAGAGAGAUAUUUUCAAAUGAAACCAGAAAAGAACACCUGUGAUGAUAAUGUUUCAUUCAGAGAGGUUAAGCUUAUUGGAGAUACAAUUAAAGUGAAGAGAAAUGUGACUAAUCAAUCAGAUUUUCUUCAAAAUGAUACUCCCAUUGAUAGAAACCAGGAAGCAUUGAAACUAUCUGAAAAUGUUGAGAAUGUUUCCACCGUGACUGAUUCUGAUCUUCUCUUGAGAUAUCUUGACACUGUAUGUUCCAGGGAAGCAGAAAUAGUUCCUGAGAAAACUGAACUCAACAUCAAUCCUGAAGAUUCUCACAGACUGGAGCUACACUCAGUAUUGAAUCCAGUUGCUCACAAGCGAAAAAUGGGGUCAAUUCGUAGACCUCUUGGAGGGAACAAAGGCCAAAGAAAAGGAAAAGAACAUCAUAAUGACAAUGAGACACUUAACAGUGAAAGUAUAAGCAAUAGAGAGGUAGAAAUCAUCGAUAUGGAGGAUGACCAUGGUCCAGAUAAAUCUACAUUAAGAACAUCAGAGACAAAAGAUGGAACUACCGUAAAAGACAGGGAAAAAUUUGUGGAGAAUAAAGCUGGCCCUGUUGAGGGGAUUGACUCUGACCACAUGUCGUCAUCAUGUAGUUCAGAUAUUCAGGCAUCCACUGCAGUAGGUAUCAGUGACAUAUUGGAAGAACAAACCCUCACAGGAUUUUGUGCAGAGACUCUGGAAAACUCUGGAGAUGUUGAAGAAGUGCCAGUAGGGGAAGACAUAGAACCACACUUAGAUAUUCAAACACAGAACAUAACUUUUGACUCAACGACCAAUGAAGGAGAAAGAACAGAAGAGAACAUCCAUGAUGUUAGUGUUCUUGUCAAACCAACUGAAGUCAUUGGAGAUAUUAUUGCAGUGAAGAGCAAUGUGACUAUUGACUCAGAUUUUCAUCAAAAUGAUACUCCCAUUGAUAGAAACCAGGAAGCAUUGAAUGUUGAGAAUGUUUCCACCGUGACUGAUUCUGGUCUUUCCUUGAGAGAUGUUGACACUGUAGGUUCAAGAGAAGCAGACACAGUUCCUGAGAAAACUGAAAUCAACAUCAAUCCUGAAGAUUCUCACAGACUGGAGCUACACUCAAUAUUGAAUCCAGUUGCUCACAAGCGAAAAAUGGGGUCAACUCGUAGACCUCUUGGAGGGAACAAAGACCAAAGAAAAGGAAAAGAAAAUCAUAAUGACAAUGAGAAACUUAACAGUGAAAGUAUAAGAAAUAAAGAAGUAGAAAUCUUCGAUAUGGAGGAUGGCCAUGGUCCAGAUAAAUCUACAUUAAGAACAUCAGAAACAAAAGAUGGAACUACAGUAAAAUGA
This is a messenger RNA of Myxocyprinus asiaticus (Chinese sucker), 3636 nucleotides long. RefSeq lists its product as uncharacterized. The transcript is spliced from 2 exons. The coding region runs from base 220 to 3636 and encodes 1138 amino acids. The record is from RefSeq and is a predicted model, not a curated record. Lineage: Eukaryota; Metazoa; Chordata; Actinopteri; Cypriniformes; Catostomidae.